AUGGUGAAAAAUCACAUUGCCAGAAUUGCACACCAGAAAGCGACCACAAAGGCAACUGCAUUGCCGCUUCCGAAAGAUCGACCCAAAAAUUUUCAAGAACUCACAAAGGAACAGAAAGUUGAGGCACUCACACAACUUACUACCUGGCGACAAAAUGCUUGGUUCUUGCUUCCCAAACCUCUGCGGCAGAAUCUCACCCCGGGACAAAUCCUUAGCAAUGGAGAGAUUAAAAAACUCACAGAACACCUGCAUUCCUUCACAGUGGAACCGAAGCUACUCAACUACUUGGCAGGGUUGAGUACCAUCUCACGGAUGACGCCAGCCCAGCGAAACUCUCUGUGGGACCUUAUCCAGAGGUUGAACAACCAGUAUGCAGCACAGAACCAGAAACGUGUGCUGACAAACAAGGUCAAGAAGGUGGUGGGAAGCAAUGAGGUCGCUGAAGGGAAUGGAGACAGAAGUGAAGGAAUGGAUGGAUGUGAAAAUGGGGUGAUGGAUGGAGGUAGAACCAAAGCAAUAGGUGGAGGCAGCAAUGACUUGAUGGGUGGAAGAAUACAGUGUGUUCAUAUGAGUCAGAAUACAGUGGUUGGGGACGUGGUCACUGGGCCACGCGUGAUCAAGCUUACUGAACGUGCAUGGUAUAAUCUAGAAGCAAACAAGAGAUAG
Cantharellus anzutake is the source of this 666-nucleotide messenger RNA. RefSeq lists its product as uncharacterized. Bases 1 to 666 code for a protein of 221 amino acids. Lineage: Eukaryota; Fungi; Basidiomycota; Agaricomycetes; Cantharellales; Hydnaceae. The transcript has a single exon. The record is from RefSeq and is a predicted model, not a curated record.